UCCUCCUCUACGCACACACCCAUACACCGUUAUUUUAACCCUACCUUUUUAACUUCCUGAUGUUCUAAACUUGACCUUUAAAUGGUUUUUAUAACCACAACAAAAAAUCGGUAGAAUGUUUGGUUUCUACAUAUAUGGAUAAAUCUCCAGUGGGAUUACCAAUCAUUUGUGCUCCUUUUCAUCCCAAACUCCCCCCCACAGCGCCACCACUAAAAUCAUUCAACUGAAAUUUGCCUCCUUAUUGAUUAACAAUCAUGGGGCAUAUAUACAUAAAUCUGGCCAAGGUGACAUACACACAAAUAUUAUAAAUUGAUGUGUGCGAGUGUGUGUCUCCGACACAUACACACAAGCCAAUAGUGGUAGUAUUAAUAGUAACGAUGAUAAAAUUUCAAAAUUUAAAUAAACCAAUCACCGUAGUCGAAACUGUUCGAUGACCAUAAAUGGACAUUGCGCUUAGUUGAAUGGACAAAAAAAACUGAAUAAAUUGUGCUUCAGCUUUGUCAAGUUUUCAUAUUGCGGUUCGGGUUCGUUGCUUGCACAGCUUUUAUCCGUUUCAAGUCAUAACUAACAACAAUCAUGUCCGACGAAGAAGUUCAGGCCCUUGUUGUAGACAAUGGUUCCGGUAUGUGUAAAGCUGGUUUCGCUGGUGACGAUGCACCAAGAGCUGUAUUCCCUUCAAUUGUCGGACGCCCUCGUCAUCAGGGUGUCAUGGUUGGUAUGGGUCAGAAAGACAGUUAUGUCGGUGAUGAAGCUCAAUCGAAACGUGGUAUUCUCACCUUGAAGUAUCCCAUUGAACACGGUAUUGUCACCAAUUGGGACGAUAUGGAGAAGAUUUGGCAUCAUACAUUCUACAACGAAUUACGUGUCGCCCCUGAGGAACAUCCUGUCCUUUUGACUGAGGCUCCAUUGAAUCCGAAGGCCAAUCGUGAGAAGAUGACACAAAUCAUGUUCGAGACAUUCAACACACCAGCCAUGUAUGUUGGUAUUCAAGCUGUCCUGUCAUUGUAUGCCUCCGGUCGUACAACUGGUAUUGUGUUGGACUCUGGUGAUGGUGUCACUCACACUGUGCCAAUCUACGAAGGUUAUGCUCUUCCACACGCUAUCCUACGUUUGGAUCUUGCUGGUCGUGAUUUGACUGACUACCUGAUGAAGAUUUUGACUGAACGUGGUUACAGCUUCACCACAACCGCCGAGAGAGAAAUCGUUCGUGAUAUCAAGGAGAAGCUGUGCUAUGUUGCCUUGGACUUUGAACAAGAGAUGGCCACUGCUGCAUCAAGCUCAUCUUUGGAGAAGAGUUAUGAACUUCCCGAUGGUCAGGUCAUCACUAUUGGUAAUGAACGAUUCCGUUGUCCUGAGGCAUUGUUCCAACCAAGCUUCUUGGGUAUGGAAUCUGCUGGUGUCCACGAGACCACCUUCAACUCGAUCAUGAAAUGUGACGUUGAUAUUCGUAAAGAUUUGUAUGCCAACACUGUGCUGUCUGGUGGUACUACCAUGUUCCCUGGUAUUGCUGAUCGUAUGCAGAAAGAGAUCACCGCCUUGGCACCAAGUACAAUGAAGAUUAAGAUUGUUGCUCCACCAGAGAGGAAAUACUCCGUCUGGAUUGGUGGUUCUAUUCUCGCCUCACUGUCCACUUUCCAACAGAUGUGGAUCUCAAAACAAGAAUAUGAUGAAUCUGGUCCAGGUAUUGUUCAUCGUAAAUGCUUCUAAGUCGCUUUAACCUUGUAUAAACAGAAAUCAGUUAUGAAUUAUUAUUAUUAUUACUAUUAUUUACCUUUGAUCGUUAUCCGCUCAACAAAGUUAUCAAAAUAAAUUUUAUCUUAUCCGCCCUUAUUUCGACUUGUUUUGUUCAUUUGUCUUUCUACCGGGAGGCGUAGAGUUAAGUAUUUUGUAUAACUAAGGCGUUGUUUUUAAAUCAGGAUUUGAUGCGUCGACAGUGGAAUAGGCGGAAUGUCCACCAACUUUUGCGAAGCUCUGAGUGGAGUCGAUUUCCGGUUAUCCAAUGUACCCCUGAAGAAUGCGCUUAUUCUAGUGACCGGUGUGAGUCUAACAUACCCUGUGUAAGAGAAAAACUCGUUACCAUGUGUAAAACUUGGGCAAUAUGGUACUAUGCAAUUUCGUAUUACUCUUUUUAUUAAAUAUAUCACGGUAUUAUUUAUUAUUCCCUUGGGUUACCAGCGGGACGCAGGCUGUCAGCAGCACUUCUCUAAUUUUUCCUGUUUUUUCAGCCAAACCCACAG
Molecule: messenger RNA, 2237 nt
Organism: Trichobilharzia regenti
Lineage: Eukaryota; Metazoa; Platyhelminthes; Trematoda; Strigeidida; Schistosomatidae
Source: the annotation of a GenBank genome assembly